AUGGUUUCCGCUGAAGAGCCCGUAUCGAAAGCGGGAGCCGAAUUCGAGCAAUGGAUAAAAACUUUCGCAGAUUACCUGAAAAGCCUCAACACUACCGUUCAGAACAAAACCGAGACAGACUACAGUAGUAUCUCCCUUUCGGAUCGCUUGAACAAUAAUUCCCUUUGGCCCAAAAUAUCAAAUGCCCCACUAGAUGAGUUUCUGGAACGCCUAGGCGAAUGCUUUGAAAGGGCCGUUCCGGCCAAUCUGGAGGAAAUUCCCCGGUCAGAUAGUACACCGCUCUGGCUAUGCAACAAAAGGCUGCACAAUGGCUGUAUUCCCGUCCCCGAAGACCGUAGAUGGCAUUGCAACGACCAUAUUCUGGGGAUAUGGGUAUGGUACGGAUGGUACCUUGUGGUAUCCCCUCUCUUUCCACAAUGUGACCCUGAGUUUGUUCCAAAGUUUGCUGUCUAUGGACUCUCAGACUGGGGGCAUACACCUACCCUUUUGAAGAAAUUCAACCCACCUAUGUUUCACAAUGAUCAAGAAAUCUUGGAAUCGGCGCGAAGGUCUUUCUGUAACGGGUAUGAUAUUGCGCGAACCGUCCCAUUCUCACUUUGCGAAUUGGGGUUUGAGACAAUCUUCAGAAGGCAUAGUUGCUCUAAAUGGGACUACUCAGAUUGGACAACAGUCGCACUCAUGGAUGCGAAGAUUGUCCCGCAGGUUGCAAGUUUGGAAUGGAAUAUCAAACCCGGCGGCAUCAGUGGAAUCUUUUCAAAUCAUCUGCGACUUCUACAUGAUAUUACAGAUUAUGCCGCGGACGUAAUCCACAGCGAAUGUGCAAACACCCGGAUACAGCAUGACCUAUCUUGCUCUCUAACCGGAUGUAUAUGGUCUGAGAUCAAUCGCUUGACGGCUCGCAUCGACGCAUAUUUUGGACGACCUCUGGUAAAUCUCUAUGUGAGCGCAGCCUUUUGGUGGCAACUUUCAAUGGGCCGAUACCACAUUAUGCCGAAACUCUGCUAUGCCGUCCGGCAUUGUAAAAUUCCGACACCAACGGAUUGCCCUUGGACUGGAUUCCCAUCACACCCCGUGGUCUACGAUAUAUUACAAAACCCCGACCCGGUUUCUGGAUUAGAAGUUUGUCGUGGACCGUGUGUAGAAAUCGGAUCAUGGCCGAAGAGUUAUGAUGAAGUGGCUAAAAUGACGGAAGCAGCUUUCCUAUGCAUAUUCGAUCCGGCUGUUUGCUAUGGGUGUGCUUUGAAGGUAUCGGAUCAUCUAACAGGCUCAAUUCAGCAACUGCCACCGAUUGAAGGAAUAAAAUUCUUUCAAAGCGGUAUGUCUUGGAUGUGGGAGGGCCCGGUUCUCACACUAUAUUGGAAGGCGGCAGGACACAUGGCUGGAGUGAUAGCGCCCCCGGGUUCUCAUGACGAGAAAACUUGCAUGUUUACUUGA
This is a messenger RNA of Orbilia oligospora ATCC 24927, 1434 nucleotides long. RefSeq lists its product as uncharacterized. The record is from RefSeq and is a predicted model, not a curated record. The transcript has a single exon. Bases 1 to 1434 code for a protein of 477 amino acids. NCBI's taxonomy places the organism in Eukaryota, Fungi, Ascomycota, Orbiliomycetes, Orbiliales, Orbiliaceae.